This is a messenger RNA of Cooperia oncophora, 381 nucleotides long. The record is from the annotation of a GenBank genome assembly. NCBI's taxonomy places the organism in Eukaryota, Metazoa, Nematoda, Chromadorea, Rhabditida, Trichostrongylidae.
UUGUUUCAUAGCAUUCAGGAGGUUGAUUUCUGCUCUGUUCCCGGCCCUCUCUGCACCGAGCUACCAUUUUAUAUCCAAGCAGUGGUCAAGAGUACACAGCUGACGCGAGACAAUCGUCUGUUUUUCUUGCUUAUUGCAUUUGAAAGAACUGUUUUAAUCGUCUAUGAAAGGACAACAUCAACAUUAACAUUAUUCGAUUCACAUAUGCAUGGACAAUCUGAUGGAGCUGUCAUAGCAACUGGACAUAGUGACAAUAUUGGCGAUCUUUGUCAGUGGCUCUCCCACUACAUAUUCCAUGAAACGCAAUCGCAGAAUGAUCGCAACAGGGUAAGGUAUACAGUAAUUUGUCCCAGUAUCAGGAGCGGUCCAGUUUCACAGUAA